This is a messenger RNA of Rana temporaria (common frog), 1264 nucleotides long. RefSeq names its product S-antigen protein-like. Lineage: Eukaryota; Metazoa; Chordata; Amphibia; Anura; Ranidae. The record is from RefSeq and is a predicted model, not a curated record.
AUGGUGCAUGCAAUGGAUCCAGAAGACAUAAUGGCAUCCACCGAAAUGCUGAGUUUGCUCAAACCGGAUCUAGUGCAGAAAGCUGGAAGUCAGUCCAGUGAGGCCCGGAACGGAGAAAAAGAAAAGAAAAGUAAUGGAGGGGGGCAUGACUAGGUGGAAAGUGGAAGACAACAAGAGGUUAAAGAUGGGAGAGAGGACAAGAUCUCUGAUGGAGGAAAGGACAUGAUCUCUGAUGGGGGAGAGGACCUGAUCUCUGAUGGUGGAGAGGGCCUGAUGUCUGCUGGAGAAGAGGGCCUGAUCUCUAAUGGGGGAGAGGACCUGAUCUCUGAUGGAGAAGAGGACCAGAUCUCCGAUGGAGGAGAGGACCAGAUCUCCGAUGGGGGAGAGAACCUGAUCUCUGAUGGAGAAGAGGACCUGAUCUCUGAUGAUGGAGAGGACCUGAUCUCUGAUGGAGGAGAGGACCAGAUCUCUGAUGGAGAAGAGGACCUGAUCUCCGAUGGAGGAGAAGACCAGAUCUCCGAUGGAGGAGAGGACCUGAUCUCCGAUGGGGGAGAGAACCCGAUCUCUGAUGGGGGAGAGGACCUGAUCUCUGAUGGGGGAGAGGACCUGAUCUCUGAUGGAGAAGAGGACCUGAUCUCUGAUGGAGGAGAGGACCUGAUCUCUGAUGGUGGAGAGGACCUGAUCUCUGAUGGAGGAGAGGACCAGAUCUCUGAUGGAGGAGAGGACCAGAUCUCCGAUGUAGGAGAGGACCUGAUCUCUGAUGGUGGAGAGGACCCGAUCUCUGAUGGAGGAGAGGGCCUGAUCUCUGAUGGUGGAGAGGACCCGAUCUCCGAUGGAGGAGAGGACCCGAUCUCUGAUGGAGGAGAGGGCCUGAUCUCUGAUGGGGGAGAGGACCUGAUCUCCGAUGGUGGAGAGGACCUGAUCUCUAAUGGAGGAGAAGACCUAAUCUCUGAUGGAGGAGAAGACCUGAUCUCUGAUGGGGGAGAGGACCAGAUCUCCGAUGGAGGAGAGGACCCAAUCUCCGAUGGAGGAGAGGACCUGAUCUCUGAUGGGGGAGAGGACCUGAUCUCUGAUGGGGGAGAGGACCUGAUCUCCGAUGGGGGAGAGGACCUGUACUCUGAUGGAGGAGAGGACCUGAUCUCUGAUGGGGGAGAGGACCUGAUCUCUGAUGGAGGAGAGGACCUGUACUCUGGUGGGGAGGGGGAUCUGUAGUCUGAGUUGGAGGAGUGUUGUGCACUCUGCAGGGUAGCUGGUAGGAUCUUGA